Messenger RNA from Aquila chrysaetos chrysaetos, 786 nucleotides. It is a transcript of the gene DYNLT4, whose product is annotated as dynein light chain Tctex-type 4. Gene Ontology annotation, molecular function: dynein intermediate chain binding. The record is from RefSeq and is a predicted model, not a curated record. Gene Ontology annotation, biological process: microtubule-based movement. Gene Ontology annotation, cellular component: cytoplasmic dynein complex; cytoplasm. Bases 109 to 786 code for a protein of 225 amino acids. The transcript has 2 exons. NCBI's taxonomy places the organism in Eukaryota, Metazoa, Chordata, Aves, Accipitriformes, Accipitridae.
ACUUGUGGGACCAAGGUUGGUCCUGGGCAGCUGGGAACACAACAUCAGCUGGAGACAAGUCCCCUGGGUUUACCCCAGCAGGGCAGGAGUGGGGCUGGGGCCACCCAUAUGGCUGAGCAGCUGUCCCCAGAGAUGGCCCUACCAGCCCAGGUGACAGCUGCAGACAACACUGAAGCCCCUCUGCUCCGGGCCACCCGCCGUGGCUCCCAGCCCCCAGCCCCAGCCCGGAGCACCGAGGAAGGCAAACCACCGCUCCUGCCCUCCCGCCGCAGCUCCAUCCUCAGCACCCUCCCGGCACCCCUGGCCAGCCGCCGCAGCUCGCUCGGGGCAGCCCCAGGGGGCAAGCGCCCCUCCAUCGGCCCCUGGAUGCUCCACAGCCGCGUGAGCUUCUCCGGGCUCCCCCUUUUCCAGCCCAUCCUCAGGACCCGCCUCGAAAACACUUACAGGAUGGGGCCGGACGAAGGCUGCAAGUUCAACGCAGGACGGGUGCAGCGGGUGCUGGAGGGGGCCCUGGCCAGCGCCCUGGGGACCACGGUUUACAGCCCCCAGGGCAGCGCCCUGCUAGCCCAGAGCCUGGCUGAGCUGCUGCAGAACCAGGUGAAGGAAGCGGUGCCACCCCGCUACAAGCUGGUCUGCCAUGUGCUGCUGGGCCAGCAGGGCCAGCAGAGCCUGCUGGUGGCCAGCCGGGCACUGUGGGACCCUGAGAGCGACAGCUUUGCCUCUGCCACCUUCUCCAAUGCCUCCCUCUUUGCUGUGGUCACAGUGCAUGGGGUCUACUUUGAGUAA